Pecten maximus is the source of this 4605-nucleotide messenger RNA. Its product is annotated as microprocessor complex subunit DGCR8-like. Gene Ontology annotation, biological process: primary miRNA processing. Gene Ontology annotation, molecular function: double-stranded RNA binding; primary miRNA binding; identical protein binding. The transcript is spliced from 17 exons. The record is from RefSeq and is a predicted model, not a curated record. Lineage: Eukaryota; Metazoa; Mollusca; Bivalvia; Pectinida; Pectinidae. Gene Ontology annotation, cellular component: microprocessor complex. Bases 600 to 2960 code for a protein of 786 amino acids.
GAAUCCAUUUUUAUGUCGAACUCAUAUCUGAAUAUGAUGUAUUGAUUUAUAAAAUUUCCAGUUUAUAUAGCAUCUGCAAAUCUUUUACAAAUUUUCCAGAAGUUCGCUUUUAUAUAUGCGAUCUGCAUAUUUCGUAAAGGUAGAUCGGGUGAUAUUAUUUAAGUUGAAACAUUGAAGAUGUAAAAUUGUAUCUGGCUUGGCAAAUGCAAAGUAUGUGCAUGUAUUUGUAACUUAUGCCUGUUGAAUUGUAAUGUGAUGCCUCUUCAUCCCAUCUUGAUAGUAUUUAGUGCAUUGUGGGGUGUAUUAGUAAAGGUGAAGUGUCAACAAUAAAAUCUUAACCUUUGCUUGUACUCCGACCGUGUGCAUCUCUCGCCAGAAUCGUUUAUAUUUAUUUAUCCAUUGAAAUUGUGUCCCUUUUAAAAGGUAUCAAUAUCUUUCAUGAGGAGAAUGUUCUUGAAUGGUCAAAAGUGUAUUUAUAUCCAAAAUUGAUUAACCCAGCCAUUGAGACUUGUCUCUAUCAUUGUGUGUAUUGUUCAUUUAUAGAAGACUUGUAAAAAUAUUUGCGAUAUUUACACAAACAUUUGUCUGAAACGGGACCAAUGGAAGAUGAGCUAGAUUCCACAGUACCACCAUCGUCAACGCAAACGUCCAAUCAAAAAACUGACAGGUUGGACAUUGGCUCUGAUAAUGGUGGGAAAAUGACAUCAGAGAUGGAUGAUGGAGAUUUGGAAGAAGGGGAAAUUGAAUCAGAGGUGGAAAGUAUCAAAGAUGCUACAAGAGUACUAGAGUCAGAAAAGUGGCAGGAGACCGAGAACACAUCAGAAGCAAGUAACGCUCCAGUUGAAUCAGAUGGUGAAAUUGUGUCAGAAGCCGAGAUAAAUGAAGCUGAGGACAAAGCUUCAGUGCUUGAGGAAAGAGAAAUUGACAGGCAGGAAGAUAAACCGCAACCUCAAAAAGCAGCAAAGCGUCCCCAUGCUGUGCUUGAGGAAGAUAAAGAGGAAGACGAAUCAGAUGACGAAGUGCCAGCCAAGUUGCUGAGGGCAGAUAGUGCCGAGAAUAUUCCCAAGGAACCUGCAGAUGGAACUCAGGAAUUUGAGAUCAUUGAUGACCUGGGCGAUGCUGAAGGAGAUAAUGACAUGGGUGAUUUCUACAGUGAGGAUGACCUCGAAGACAGUGAAAUUUAUGCCUGGCUUGAUGAAGGCUUUGAACGACGUACCACUACAGACUGUCCUAUACAGAAAGAGAAGAUUGUUCUCACAGAGAGGGGAAACAAUCCAUUUGAGGUGCUACCAGAGGGUUGGGUUGUGAUCACCCAUAACAGCGGUAUGCCAGUCUACCUCCACAAAACAACAAGAGUGUGCACUUUGGCCCGUCCUUAUUUUCUCGGACCAGGCAGUGUCAGGAAACAUGACAUUCCCGUUAGUGCUGUUCCCUGCCUUCAGUACAGGAGAGAGCUACAUAAAGAGAAUUCCAAUACUCAGCAAUUCCAAGACCAACAACAGGGUACAACUGUCCGUAACGAUGAAAGUUCUGACAGGCAGACUGAAUCUGUGAAACCUGGGUCACAGUCCCAGGAAUCGAUGCCACCGCUUCCACCAACAGAACCAGUCGCUAAUGGUGGUAAUUCUCACAUGCAAUCAGAGUAUAUGGGUGAACGACCACCACUUCCAUCUGAACCAGUCCCUAAUGGUGAAAAUGCUGACAUGUCUAACGAAGCUGUGGAAUCGCAACCACCGCUACCUCCUGAACCCAUUGCUAAUGGUGAAGAUUCUGACAUGCAUACUGAACUAGUGAAAGCACCACCAGAACCAGUCUCCAAUGGUGAAACUAAUGGCACAGCUUCUACUGGAGAACAGGAGACGCCUCUUGUGACCACUGCAGAUGGGUCAGUGAUAGCCCCGCCCAUCAAGAUAGAAUACGCAGAGGAUAGAAAGAAACAAAAUACUGUAGAUCCUACUGAACUACGGGAAUAUUGUGAAAAGUUGUUUGAAUUCAGGACAAUCACAGUAAAAAAAUUCAAAACAUGGAAAGACAGAAGACGACACUUAAAUGCAAUUAGGUCACAGUCUCGCCCGGCCCUGCCGUCAACUACAAAGCUGAUAACUUGCAAAAUUCCACAAGUGAAAGGAGAUGAAAAACCUAAACUUAAAGAGUUUGUUUUGAAUCCAUUGGGGAAAUCCUAUGUGUGUAUUUUACAUGAAUAUGCACAGCACACACUCAGAAUCCAGCCAAGAUAUGUCUUCAAAGAAUUAGAGAAUGCCCAGAACCCGUACAGUGCCACAGUUGUUAUUGGUGAUAUUGAAUAUGGUACCGGUUAUUCAAGCAGCAAAAAGUCAGCCAAGAUGGCAGCAGCAAAAGAAACCCUGACAAUACUUAUCCCAGAAAUGAGCAAAGUCACAGAAGAGAUUAAUAAAGACGAGGACCUAUCGUUUUUUGAUGAGAUCAAGAUCGAGGACCCGCGUGUUUAUGAGCUAUGUAACAAAGUAGGGCAGCCCAGUCCCUACCAGAUCCUACAGGAGUGCCUCAGCAGAAACUAUGGAAUGGGAGACACAAACUGUAAAAUUGACGUCAAACCCCUAAAACACCAAAAGAGUGAAUACUCUCUAACUGUUGGGAAACGCACAGUCACAGUUGUAUGUAAAAAUAAGAGAGAAGGUAAACAGAGAGCAGCCCAGGCUAUCCUACAGGAGCUGCAUCCUCAUAUCACAAACCUGGGAUCCCUUCUUAGGCUGUACGGGCGAUCCUCAUGGAAAAAUCUCAAAGAAAAGAAGAGAGAAGAACAUUCCAUUACGGAACUCCAGUCACAAACCUGCUCAAAGAAACCUAAUACUGCUGUACUGGAUAAACUCAAGGAGGAAAUGGAGAAACUCUACAAACAAAAGGAAGCCAUCAAAAGUAAAGGCAAGCUAAGAGUGGAGAGUUCGGCUUUACCAGGAACUGUAACGAGUCUGGACUUAUGACGUGGACGCUCGUCUUAGGGACCAUUGUUAUUUAUCCACAGAGGGAAAACUGACGCAGGCAGACAACUACCUGUGUUUCUUUGUCCAUUUUGCCAUAUCCCCAUCGAACAAGAAUAUUUUAUUCGGUGAAAGAGCCCUGCUCACUGAUCAUUGCUUCUACUCCCAACAGAAUAGGAUUAUUUUUUACUUUAUAUAUAUUUUUCGCAAUUUAUUUGUGGUAGAUUUUGCUAGUUACUCGGUGCUUAUGUGUAGACAUUCCAGUAUACUCCUACAUACCUGCUGGUCGUCAAAUGUAGCCAAUUCGUACUUUCAGCUUUAGUUUUAUGUUGGAAACUAUAAUGUGAUGUAGUUAUGAUUCAGUUUUUAUGAAAAUAAUCACAAAAAUAUUAUCAAUGAAGAAUAAAAUUAAUCAAAAAAUAUUUGUGUGAAAGAGAUUGAAGAAAUAUUAUGCUUUUUUAUUUGAAAUCUUAAUUAUCUUCUGAUUUUUCUGUAGAAUCAUUUGACUGUAACAAAUUAUGGUGUAAUUGUAAGAUACUGCAUAUCAGAAAUUAUUAUUAAAUUAUGAUAAUUCAAUGUGAAUUUGUUUAAAUAUUAAGAAGAGUGUUUUUUUAUUUUUUUUUGUUUUUGACAUAUCAGAAAUGAUUUUCUAUACAUAGUCAAACUUUUUUACCUCCAAAUCUGAUAGCUCAAAGACCCUGAUUAACUCGGAAGUAAAAUUUCAGUUCAAACAGCUAAAAACUAUGUAAAGUAUACUCGGUUACCUGGAAUACUCGGUACAUGUAUAUCUCUCCGUGUUUUUACUUUUUUCAUGGCCCCUACUGACUUGAGAAAAUGAGGUUCGACUGGUAACCUACUUAUUUUACAGUGAUGUAAUUUAAGCAUUGUUCACACUGAAAUAUUUCUCUGAUUUAUGAUUGUGCUAAUCACACUUACUUCAUUUUGUUUUCUAGAGUGCAUCAAAGCGAGUAUGAAGUAUUAUCUGUUAAAUGCUAUUGAUAAGUUACUAUAAAUUGUGGAUUACGAUCCUCUUUUAAGUCAUUGUCCACCAUAUCUUCCAGGGCCUUCUGUCCAUUGUGAAAUGUAGCCCAUGAAUUAUGAAUCAACCAUUUCUGGUUGGCCAUGUAGUCUGUUUUCCUAUUGACAGGCGGGUUCCUGCUUAUUUUGAUUGAUAUUAAUUGUUAUUGUGAUAAACCAUUAUCAUAUUAUUAUUUUUUUGUGACCGUAAUUACAGUAUGCAACUCACAUAUUGAAAAAUAAAGUAAAAGGGUGUCGGUUUUGAGUUACUAUUAUCAAGUAGACCCUUGAGAGUAUGUUUUUGACUGCCCCAAUGAGAUCCGACUCUUGGGUUUGAAGGGACUUGUCUAUUUGACAUAUUUUUUGACCCUUCAUAUUUCUAAGAAAUAGUGAUUUGACUUCUGAAAUUGCUAAAAAUCAAGGUUCGACGGGAUGCACUGUAUUGCCUAUUAUACAAGGCAAGGUAAAACUGAAGAACCCUUGAAUUUGAAAGUAGACUAGUCCCAUAUUAUACAAUGCAACCAUUAGCCUCACAUCAUAAAUAUAUUAAAGAACUAUCACUAUUUCAAAUGGAAGGAAAACUGUUUAGAAAAAAGUUUCUAGAGAAGAAAAAAAACUAAAUCAUGCAUUG